Molecule: messenger RNA, 2048 nt
Organism: Notothenia coriiceps (black rockcod)
Lineage: Eukaryota; Metazoa; Chordata; Actinopteri; Perciformes; Nototheniidae
Product: regulator of G protein signaling 20
Exons: 5
Coding region: 163-828 (221 amino acids)
Source: RefSeq, a predicted model, not a curated record
UGCGACUGAUGGAUGCGAUUGCGGCGGUCCAAGAGUAACGCCUUGUCGCUAUCAUUACUGCUCAUCCCUCACAGACUGAGAGAGAGGAGGACAGAGAAAGGCGGCUGUUGCUCAUGACAAUUUGUUUUUUUGUUGCAUUCAGCAUGAACCAUCAAACCGUCCAUGGGCUCGGAGCGGGUGGAGAUGCGUAAGAGACAGAUGCAGGUUCAUCAGGAAGCAGCUGCCAGUGUCCUCCAAGCGCGCCACAGAAUGGGAAACACCCCCACCAACGCCUCUAACGCCUGCUGCUUCUGCUGGUGCUGCUGCUGUAGCUGCUCCUGUUUGACCGUUAGGAGUGAGGACGAGACAAUACAGAGGUCCACUUUUGAGCGCAGGACAGAGGGAACCAACAAUUGUGAAGAAAGCCCGAAGCCCACUCUGGAAGACGCUCGCUCCUGGCCCAUGUCGUUUGAAAAGGUGAUGAAGAGUGCAGCGGGCCGCGGCUGCUUCAGGCAGUUCCUGAGGACGGAGUUCAGCGAGGAGAACAUGAUGUUCUGGUUCGCCUGCGAGGAGCUCAAAAAGGAGACCAACAAGACUGUGGUGGAGGAGAAAGUCCGUCAGAUAUACGAGGACUUCAUCUCAAUCCUGUCCCCUAAAGAGGUCAGUUUGGACUCACGUGUUCGAGAAGUGAUAAACCGCAACAUGCUGGAGGCCACCUCGCACACGUUCGACGACGCGCAGCAGCAGAUCUACACGCUGAUGCAGAGAGACUCAUACCCUCGCUACAUGAACUCAACUGCGUACACAGAUCUGCUGAAGAGCCUGGAGGAGCCUCCCCCGGAGCCAUAGACCCACCACUGACACACACUUAGCUUUUGAAAAUGGCGCAUGCGUCCCACCCGAAGGAGUUCUGUGUUCCUGUUGGAGUACCGCUAUUUAGAGAAAGACAGACAGGAAAAUGACCACUUCUUAAAACCGGUCGUCACCCAGCUGUUAAGUGCGGUUUAUUUACCCAUGAUUAGCUUACCAAAAUACUCGGAGCAAACAAGAACAAAUGCUUCAGCAUCAGUUACUUGUUAGAAAACAUAUCUAUAUUUUUAUAUAUUCCCUAGCUUGACAUUGCACUUUUCUACCUUGUUUAAUGAGGGAAAGCAUGCAUCUGUGAGCACUGCAUUUGUAUUUAGGUAUAUUGUGAGCCUUAAUGCAUAUCCAGUUCUUAUAGAAACUACUAGGUUUUAUUUAACAGUAACUUAUGAAGAAGGAAAGUGCCUUGGAAUAAGAUCUUCUACACUAGCACCUUUGGUCUAACGUGGAUGGUGCGACAAUGACUUCAUAUGUUGGUGCUUUCAGCUCUUCUCAAAGAAAAAAAGUUUAUACAACUCGAUGAGCUGAGAACCGGAAAUAGAUCUUGUCUGUGUGUUUCAAUACUGUGAUAUUAGUCAUAUUAUGUUUAAUUUAAACAAACUGAAAUACAUGACCAUGACCACUGAUAUAUUUGUGUAUUUUAAAAGAUAUUUGUGCAAAAUAGAUAUUUUAAUUCUCACAAAUUAAAUAAAGCACAAUCGUAUGUUGUUUUUUGCAGUUGUGUGUUUUCAACAUAUGGCACUAUAAAUUACAAGAAAUAAUUCCUAUGUGGAUAAGGCUGCCUUCAAAAAAAAAGUUUUCUCUGAAAAUGCUUUGUUAAGAUUUCUUUAACAAAUUAUGGGUGCAAAAACAUGAACUGUCGAUUAUUGUUUUUACAUAAUUGUUUAGCCUUUAAGACAACUCCAAAAACACCAACAUAGCAUAUUUAAAAUAUAUUUAUAUUUUUAAAAAGCAAAUCUGGAGGCGUUUUUAUCUAGUGCAUUUGUUAUAUUUCUUUAUCAACUAAUAACUUGCUUCAGCACUACUACACUAAAGCUUCAUUGAUAAAAAAAAAAGAACAUUUAACAAUAAGCCAUUUAUUGUGAGAUAUUAGGAAUUAAACCAUAAAGUAGCCCUAGUUAUUCCAGUACAUGUGUUUCCUGCAGGAGAUGGCUUGUCUUAAUGGCAUAGCUUUACAAUCAAGCAACUAAAGUUACUCUAACACU